This is a messenger RNA of Mollisia scopiformis, 1671 nucleotides long. RefSeq names its product DEAD/DEAH box helicase. NCBI's taxonomy places the organism in Eukaryota, Fungi, Ascomycota, Leotiomycetes, Helotiales, Mollisiaceae. The coding region runs from base 1 to 1671 and encodes 556 amino acids. Gene Ontology annotation, cellular component: mitochondrion. Gene Ontology annotation, molecular function: nucleic acid binding; ATP binding. The record is from RefSeq and is a predicted model, not a curated record. The transcript has a single exon.
AUGACGACAAAUGCCACUCCAAGAAAUCCUCCGACUACAUUUUCUCCUCCAACCCUCGAAUCUACUCCACCUUCAAGAGUAGCCACUCCUCCUCUUACUGAAGAUGUUCCUGCCGAUACACCUCGAUUCGCAGAGCUUGAGGGUAUCCUUUCUCCCGUUCUCAUUCAGACCAUGACCCAGGAUCUCAAGUUUGACCAUAUGAUGCCUGUACAAGCUGCCACUCUUCACGAUUUGCUCAAGGAUCGCAUUGAUUGCUUAGCACAAGCCAAGACAGGAACUGGAAAGACUGUCGCCUUUCUCCUACCUGCCAUUCAGACUCUACUCAACAAGAAAACAGCCGGCUCUUCCAUCUCUCUCCUCGUCCUCUCACCAACCCGCGAACUUGCCCUGCAGAUUCAAAAAGAGGCUACGAAGAUUCUGCAAAGAUUACCGCAAUACAAGGUCUGCAUCGCAAUUGGAGGAACAAACAAAGAUACCGAAGAGAAGAAGAUCCUUGCAGGAUGCGACAUAUUGAUCGCAACUCCAGGACGUCUCCACGACCAUCUCAGCGACGAGAGAAUUCUUUGGGCUUUCCGCAGUCUCGAUACACUCGUGCUCGAUGAAGCAGAUCGUCUCCUCGACAUGGGAUUCAUGCCACAACUCAAGAAGAUCGUCCAAUGCCUCCCUGACAAAGCAAAGACGAAUAGACAGGGAAUGCUCUUCUCCGCUACGAUCGCACCUCACGUCAAGGAAGUGGCACAUUUGAUUCUCAACAAGAAUUAUAAGUUCAUAUCCACAAUCCAAGAAGGCGAAUUAGGUACCCACGAACGUGUUCCUCAACAUCUCAUCGUUGUACCCACUUUCUCGGAUGUUGCGGCAGCAAUGGUUGGCAGUCUGCGAGCAGAGAUCAAGCUCAACGGGGAGAGUACAUUCAAGGCUAUUGUCUUCGCACCCACAGCCGCUUUGGUUGAUUUCUACGGCGACAUCUUGUCUAAGAUGCGAGAUAUGCCCAACGUUUCGGUGCUUCAUAGCAGAGUUAGUCAAGGCAAGAGAACAGCAGCCACGAACGCGUUUCGAGAGGCAACAAAGGGUAUUCUGGUCGCCACUGAUGUCGUUGCAAGAGGCAUGGAUUUCCCAGGCGUCACAAACGUCUUCCAGGUCGGUAUCCCGUCGGACAAGGAAUCCUACAUCCAUCGACUAGGACGAACAGCUCGAGCUGGUGCUGAAGGAAGAGGAACCUUCAUCAUUUCUCAAGACGAGACCUUCUUUUCCCAAUGGACAUUGAAGGAAAUCACUUUCGAGAAGGCCCAGCCUGAUUUGAGGGCCACAGAUGAGGUGCUGAAGAUUGCGGAGAAGAUGGAGCCGGAACAACAUGCGAAGGUCUUUCAGGCUUGGUUGGGGUAUUAUAAGAAUCACACAAAGGGCAUGAAGUGGGAUAAUGAAAGAUUGGUUAGGGAGGGGAAUGCUUUUGCGUUGAAUGGUAUGGGUGCUCCUGAACCUCCAGGAAUUAGAAAGACAACUGUUGGGAAGAUGGGGUUGAAGGGUGUUAAGGGUCUGACCGUUAUUCCUGAUAUGCCAAGAGUUGGGAGAGCUGGUGGUGGCGGUGAGGGUCGAUCGGUUGAUUCUGGAGGGAAGGGAAGACGUGGUGGUGCUGCAGGUGGUGGAAGAGGAGGUGGAAAUGCUGGGUUUUAG